Molecule: messenger RNA, 768 nt
Organism: Eruca vesicaria subsp. sativa (arugula)
Lineage: Eukaryota; Viridiplantae; Streptophyta; Magnoliopsida; Brassicales; Brassicaceae
Source: the annotation of a GenBank genome assembly
AUGGAAGAGGAAACGAAGAAGAAGAAACAAGGAAGAGGAGACUUGGAAGGUGAAGCUCAAAAGUGUCCGAGAUGUGAAUCUCCAAACACAAAGUUUUGUUACUACAACAACUAUAGUCUCUCUCAACCUCGUUUCUUCUGCAAAUCUUGUCGGAGAUACUGGACUAAAGGUGGUACUCUCCGUAACGUCCCUGUUGGUGGUGGUUGCCGUCGAAACAAACGACCUUCUACUUCCUCAUCUUUCUCCAAGAACAACACUAAGCCAAUUAAUUUCCAUAAUGACCCACUUUACAACCCUUUAAUUACGGGAACGCCAUCCUCCUAUGGUUAUGACUCUAUUGAUCUCAACCUUGCUUUCGCUACUCUUCAUAAGCAUCCCUCCUCUCAGGUUACUCCUGCUCUCGGGUUCGGUGGCGAUCUUUCUAUUUAUGGGAACUCGACGAACGCAAAUUCUGAUGUGUUCGGAAACGGAUGGAUCUUCAGAGGGCACAACAGUAAUUUCAACAAUGGUACUUUGUGUUAUGGGUUUAUGCCUGGAAACGAGAAUGAAAGCAAGAGUUCCUCUUUGGGGCAAAAAGAGAGAAAGCAAGAGAAUGUGAACAUCAACAACAUUAUCUCAGAGAAUCCGAGUAAGUUCUUAUGGGGGUUCCCAUGGCAGAUGACCGGAGAUUCAGCCGGAGUUGUACCGGUGAUUGAUCCUGGAAAAGAAAGCUGGAAUGGAAUGACUUCAUCUUUGAAUAAUGGUUUACUCGACACUCCUUUGGUCUAG